UUUCUGUACUACUGUUAUCAACAAACCCUCUUAUAUAAGAACCCCUCUCUCCUUUGCAUUUCUCUUGUGGUUUCUUCUGGUGCUCUUUCUUCUCUCAGUUCAGAGAAUUAAGAAUUCAAUCGGUUACAGAGAGAAGAAGUAAUGGCAUCCACUGCUUUCUUCAUCGCCACCCUACUAACCCUUUGCAUCUCUUACCCUGCAACUUCCCAAAAGAUCGCUUCGCCCCCAUCAUUCGCUCCAGCCCCGGCUCCCGGGCCCCACUUCGUCAACCUAGCUGACCUCCUUUCAGUUGCGGGCCCAUUCCACACCUUUCUCAACUACCUCAACCAAACCCAAGUCAUCAAAACUUUCCAAAACCAAGCCAACGACACCGAUCAAGGCAUCACCAUCUUCGUCCCCAAAGACUCAGCCUUCUCUGCUAUCAAGAAACCGGCAUUUGCCAAUCUCACUCAAGACCAACUCAAGUCACUUCUCCUUCUCCAUGCUAUCCCCAAAUACUACAGUCUCUCUGAGUUCAAGAAUUUGAGCAGUUCAGGUCCAGUCAACACAUUUGCUGGUGGUCCUUACGCGUUGAACCUAACCGAUGCAUCUGGGCUCAUUCGGAUUGGAUCAGAUUGGGCUAAUACUAAGAUCACGAGCAGUGUUUAUUCAACUUAUCCAGUUGCGGUUUACGAGGUUGAUAAAGUUUUGCUCCCUAAGGCUAUCUUUAGUGUUGAGCCUCCUAUGGCUCCCGCUCCUGCUCCCACUCCUGAUGAGAGUCCUGUUGCUGCUGAUGCUCCGACUGGAGCUAAAGGAGUUGCAGGACCAAAGGGUUCGGAUUCUAAGAAGUCUGAUUCUGGUUCUUCUAUGGUGGUUGUUGGGGUGAUGAGCUAUUUGGCUGUCGUGGCGUCAGUGGCUAUGUUGUGAAUUUGUGAAUUGAGAGAGAUUGAGAUAGAGUUGCGCAUGCUUUUGUUUCGUCUGCAGGGUCAAAUUCUUUUCGAGGGGGGUUGUUAGAUGUGCAUGUUUGUGGGAAGAGGAUAUUGUGGUGUUGUGAUAUGGUAAAUACUCUAUUGGUUCAUUCUUCUUUUUAUUACCAUCACCGAUAUGCUCAGGAUUUCUUUUAAUUCUUGAUGGGUUUUUAUUUGGUCA
Messenger RNA from Asparagus officinalis (garden asparagus), 1128 nucleotides. Its product is annotated as fasciclin-like arabinogalactan protein 7. The record is from RefSeq and is a predicted model, not a curated record. NCBI's taxonomy places the organism in Eukaryota, Viridiplantae, Streptophyta, Magnoliopsida, Asparagales, Asparagaceae. The transcript is spliced from 2 exons. Bases 142 to 906 code for a protein of 254 amino acids.